Molecule: messenger RNA, 1707 nt
Organism: Salarias fasciatus (jewelled blenny)
Lineage: Eukaryota; Metazoa; Chordata; Actinopteri; Blenniiformes; Blenniidae
Product: transcription factor AP-4-like
Exons: 7
Coding region: 252-1244 (330 amino acids)
Biological process (GO): regulation of transcription by RNA polymerase II
Cellular component (GO): nucleus
Molecular function (GO): DNA-binding transcription factor activity, RNA polymerase II-specific; protein dimerization activity; RNA polymerase II cis-regulatory region sequence-specific DNA binding
Source: RefSeq, a predicted model, not a curated record
CGUAGUAGGCGGAGGCAAGAAGCCACACGCACACACUGGAGGGAACCCCAUCAGCUGUGUAAAGCAACACAGGCUGAAUUUACUUUUUAUUUUUCAUCCGAAAACACUCUUCAUCGCAUUCACCGUUUCCGAGGCUGUGUCGGUGGAUUAUGCAGCGCUGAGGAGCGAAGAGGAGGAAAGAAAGCCGCGGGUUUAAGCGAGAGGAGCGAGUGGAGGGAGAAGAAAACAAGAAAACACGGGACUCCAGAAGCAUGGAAUAUUUCAUGAUGCCGACUGAGAAGAUUUCGUCCUUACAGCAGUUCAAGAAGACGGAGAAGGAUGUGAUCGGGGGUCUGUGCAGCCUGGCCAACAUCCCCCUGAGUCCGGAGACGGCCCAGGACCAGGAGAGGCGAAUCCGGCGUGAAAUCGCAAACAGCAACGAGCGCCGGCGCAUGCAGAGCAUCAACGCUGGAUUCCAGUCCCUGAAAACACUCCUGCCACACACAGACGGCGAGAAGCUCAGCAAGGCGGCCAUCUUGCAGCAGACGGCGGACUACAUCUUCACCCUGGAGCAGGAGAAGACGCAGCUCCUGGCGCAGAACAACCAGCUGAAGCGCUUCAUCCAGGAGUUCAACGGCUCGUCGCCCAAGAGGAGGCGGGCGGAGGAGAAGGAUGAAGGGAUCGGGUCUCCGGACACGCUGGAGGAGGAGAAGGUGGAGGAGCUGAGGAGGGAGAUGCUGGAGCUGCGGCAGCAACUGGACAAGGAGCGCUCGGCUCGGAUGCAGCUGGAGGACCAGGUGCGUUCUCUGGACACCCAGCUCUACCCGGAGCGUCUGAAGGUGAUCACCCAGCAGGUGGAGGAGGAGCAGGCGCUCAUCCAGAGCCAGACGCUUUUACGGCUUCAGCAGAUCCACGCCGCUGACCGGCAAACACACAGUCCACAGGUGCUGGCUCCGCCCACUCCUCCCGCCCCCACCCACCACCCCACGGUCAUCGUCCCGGCUCCGGCGCUCACCCAGCACGCUCACCACCACGUCACCGUGGUGACCAUGAGCCCGUCUGUCCACAGCAGCACCGUGUCCACGUCCAGGCAGAACCUGGACACCAUCGUUCAGGCCAUCCAGCACAUCGAGCGCACUCAGGAGAGAAGAGCCAGCGCCGAGGAGGAGCAGAGACGAGCCGUCAUCGUUAGCCCCGCCCACGUCGCCAUGGACACCGCCUGCUCGGACACAGACACGGACACAGAGGGGGAGGACAUGAACUGAGCCGGCCGAGCCCAGGAACUCACCGUCAACACAGAAACACUUAGAAAACCUUCUCACUGUAAGAUUCCCUCCAGGAGCUUUGACUACUUCUCACUUAAAAAAUAUAAAAAAAACAAACAAAAAGCAUCUUUCUUUGGCAUUAUCCAAACUAAAUCCAGUGGUUAAGCUCUGUCAGUCUCGUACUGUAAGAUCUCUGAAUAUUGAAAACAUAGGAUGGUCAGACGAGGCUGUUUUUUUUUUUUUUUUUUUAAUAUCAGAGCUGGUCUGUGGCUACUUGAAACCUUUCAACGGUCUCCUCGUGUUAAAAAAGAAAAAAAGUUAAAAAAAAAAAAAAAAAAGCUGGAAGCGUCUGUCCACCGUUCGUCUCCGUGUGUCACCGGCACGCUGACAGUAUUACAACGAAAUGAUGGAGUCUGUAUAUUGGAGAGUUGAAUGUAAGGAAACACACACACACAAAAACAAG